This is a messenger RNA of Paramecium tetraurelia, 1179 nucleotides long. RefSeq lists its product as uncharacterized. The record is from RefSeq and is a predicted model, not a curated record. NCBI's taxonomy places the organism in Eukaryota, Ciliophora, Oligohymenophorea, Peniculida, Parameciidae. The transcript has 5 exons.
AUGUUUUCAUCACUAUCUGCUGGUUAUGAUGAUUUAUGGAAGGCCAUAAUUCGACCUCCAAGAGAUAACGAGUAUUCUGAGUAGGAUUUAGGUCCCAGUCAAUUUAAAAUUUAGGGAGUGAUGAUUAAGAGAACUGAUUUUUAAAUCAAAAAUAAGAGAGGACUCAAAUUAGAAUGCUCAUUUUUUGAGCCCGUUUAAAAACCAUGUGAAUAAUUGCCAUGUGUAAUAUACUUGCAUGGUAAUAGUAGUAGCAGAUUAGAAUGUUUGGCUUCUUUGGAUGGACUUCUAUAGCAAUAUAUCUAGGUGUUCAGUUUUGAUUUUGCUGGUUGUGGUAAAUCAGAAGGAGACUACAUAUCCUUAGGAUGGUACGAGAGAGAUGAUGUUGAAGUAGUAGUUGACUGGUUGCGUUAAAGCAAUAAAGUUUCUACCAUAGGAUUGUGGGGUCGAUCAAUGGGUGCAGUUACAGCUUUAAUGCAUGCUGAUAGAGAUCCUAGCAUAGCUGGUUUAGUUUUGGAUAGUGCAUUUUCAAAUCUAAAGACCUUGGCAGAAGAGUUAGCAAAAUAAUAUGCUCAAAAAGUACCCUCUUUUGCUAUCUCUGCUGGGUUGUCUAUGAUAAGAAAAACUAUUUAAUCAAAAGCCAAUUUCGAUAUAGAAAACAUCAAUCCACUCAAGAAUCAUGUUUCAAAGGCCUUCAUUCCUGCAUUCUUCAUUGCAGCAGACGAAGAUACUUUUGUUUUACCUCAUCACACUAAGAAAUUACAUGAAGCUUAUGCUGGAGAUAAAAAUAUUUCCAUAGUUCCUGGAGAUCAUAAUUCUAAGAGGCCAUCCUUUGCUAUGAACUCUAUAGCAAUAUUCUUUUAUAAUACUCUCUAAGUGAAGCAUUUAGUUCCUGAAUACAAGCAGCCAGAUUAGAAGUCUGACAAUAAUCAAUAAUUUGAGGAGGCCAACUUUUUAAAUAGUUAUAACAACCAUGUUGGGAAUGCAUUUUAAGUUUAGGGAGCUAUGCAUGAUUUUGAUGAAGAUGAAGAGCUCAGGAAAGCAAUAGAGGAAAGUCUAAAAUUAACUGCUUUUGAACCUAACCAAUAAAAUUAAUAAAACUCAUAAAAUAGACCACAAGUUUAACCAUAUAAAUAACCUGAAGAUCUAUUAAAAUUCUCAGAUGAUGAGAGUUUGCUAUGA